Eutrema salsugineum is the source of this 805-nucleotide messenger RNA. Its product is annotated as HVA22-like protein a. The transcript is spliced from 5 exons. Bases 136 to 645 code for a protein of 169 amino acids. NCBI's taxonomy places the organism in Eukaryota, Viridiplantae, Streptophyta, Magnoliopsida, Brassicales, Brassicaceae. The record is from RefSeq and is a predicted model, not a curated record.
AAACUUUCAGCAAGUCUACCACACAAUUUAUUCGCUCUCUCUCUCUCUCUCUCUCUCUGUCUAUCUAUCUUCAGUGACUAGUGUUUUUAUUUUAGUGGAGGAAGAAUCAGAUUCAGAGUCAAAUCAAGCUUGAGGAUGGGAUCUGGAGCUGGAAAUUUCGUCAAGGUUCUUUUGAGGAACUUCGAUGUCCUUGCUGGGCCUCUUGUGAGUCUCGUUUAUCCACUACAUGCCUCAGUCAGAGCAAUUGAAACUCAAUCACACGCUGAUGACAAACAAUGGCUCACAUAUUGGGUCCUUUAUUCCUUACUUACACUCUUCGAGCUCACAUUCGCCAAACUCAUCGAGUGGUUACCUAUAUGGUCAUACGCGAAGCUGAUCUUGACUUGCUGGCUUGUGAUUCCGUACUUUAGCGGCGCUGCUUAUGUCUAUGAGCAUUUUGUGAGACCUGUGUUUGUUAACCCACAAAGCAUUAACAUUUGGUAUGUGCCAAAGAAGAUGGAUAUCUUCAGAAAGCCAGACGAUGUGUUAACAGCUGCUGAGAAAUACAUUGCAGAGAAUGGACCUGACGCUUUCGAGAAAAUCUUAAGCCGGGCCGAUAAAUCAAGAAGAUAUAAGCAACAUGAGCCAAUGUAUGGUGACUGGUGAGGAGUAUCAGUACUAAGGGACCUUGAAAAGCUUUUAUAAAUAUUUAGAAUGUGUGAAGCAAGUUCAUGUCUUUGAUGUUGUUUGUUUUGCUCCUUUUUUUCUUUGGAUCUCUGUCGUGUAAAAAAAGUUGAUUAUUAAAUGAAGAAACUUUAUGCUCGAA